UGGCGGGAUUCGGUGAGGUUCAGUCCUCAUUAAUCACAUUUGAGAUCAAAGUCAUAUCAACCAUGACCACGACGUCUUAGAGUUAUUUUUAGGACUACAUUAUUAUGCAACGUGUCCUUUCCAUAUUUAAGGCGGUAUGUUGAUAAAUGAAGAUGUUGAAGACUGGGUCUUUGCUUGAUUUCAAAUGGUACCAAUCAAAGAUUGGCUUAGAAAUAUUAUUCUCACUACAGCAUGCUGAUGGGUCUCGGAAGGUAUUUGGUUUAUUGGAACAGCCAAAUCUGCCGCAGACAGUUUCGGUCAAGGAAGUUGAGUAUAAAAUAUUGUUGGUUGGGAAAACGGGAGUUGGAAAAACAGCCACAGCAGCUAAUCUGACCGGACAUCCAAUUCCAGAGAACCACUACGAAACAACAGGCAUCGAAGUGUUCCGGAAUUACUGGCCUGCCCGUAUACGCCAAUUAAACAAAGUUGUGUUAUUUAAUCUAAAUUUCUGGGAAAGUGGAGAAAUGGCAGCAAAGAAGUUUGACCACAUCCUUCCGGCGUGCAAGGAUGGCAUCGACUGUGUGAUGUUCCUCUUCUCACUCGUUGACAAAAGUAGUUUCGAUGACCUCCCACAGAUGAUCUGUCGAUUCACAGAACUUGGUGAUGACAUCUGCCGAAUUGCUGUUGGAACCAAAUUUGAUAAAUUCGAUGAGAGUGAAAUCACUCAAAGAGAUAUUGAGAAUUUUGAACAGAAUUGGGAAAUCCCAGUUUUGAAGAUUCAGAAUUUAACAGACACAACCCAGGGAAGGGAAUCAGUGCCUUCCAUGGAAUUAGUGUUGACUACAAUUUGUGAAUAUCUGUGGGCAAGAGAUUUGAGUCUUGCGGCCAAAGGUUCAAAACCUAAAGUACCCAUGGAAUCUGCCCAGGAGAUUGUGUUUUAAGGAACCGAGAAGAAUUUUUUGUUCUGGUAUUUGUUCUGGUAUUUGUAUCCUUGUAUUGGAUAGAGAAUGUAAUGAAGCAAGGGGAAAGAAAGUAUAUACACAACUCACUACUAUUACACGAGACCCAAUGCUCUGGAUGAGAGGUUCACAGUGAACUGCUAAUUGCUCACAGUUCUUUGUAUAACAAUGGGUCAGUCCACCUUUUAGUCACUUGAGGGGUGGUCAGAAUCCUUCCACAACAGUUGACCAACAGAAUUUUAACAUUGCACCGUCAUUAUCAUCAUUUUACUUUCAUUUUCCUAUGGUUGUAUGGAUCAGAAAUCAAGGCAGAUUUUCAGGGCUGGAUGCACUUCCUGUUGCCACCUAUCAACUGUUUCUAGGCAUGUUGAUAUUUCCCCAUGGAUGGACAUUUUCAUGGAAAAUUGGAAAUGAACAACCCUGCUUGUAUGACAGUGAAACUCAUUUACGACAACCAUGCCAUAUUAAGAUGAGAAAAACAUACACACACACAUGCAUACGUACAAAUGGGCUUCUUUCAGUUUCAGUUUACCAAAUCUAUUCUGAAAGCUUUGGUCAACUCAGGGCUAUAGCGGAGGACAAUUGCUAAAAUGAUCAUUCAGAGGAACUGAACUCAAGACCACAUGGUUGAGAAGCAAACUCCUUAACCACACAGCCAUGUCUGCAUCUAUUAAAGUAUACCUAAUGCCUUACGAACACUCUUUACUACAACCACCAACAAAGGAUCCUAGAAAUAACAGCCAAUUCUUCCUUAAACCAUGCUUUAUUAUCUAAAAGAGACGCACACACGUAUAUUGAUAUUCUGGCUGCCGCAUGAAAUAGAAAUGAGAUGGAUACAGGUUCAACUCCUUGUAUCAUAAUUCUGUAGAAUAAAGGCUGACUUGGGAUGAGACAAAAGCAGGGGGCCUUUUGGUGUCCUUUAUUCUUGAGACAACCCCUUCUUUCAUUCAUAAAUUUAUGGAUCACUGGUCUCUCAUCAUCGUUGUCGUUUAACAUCUGCUUUCCAAUGCUGGCAUGGGUUGGACGAUUUGAGUGAGGAGGAUUGGCAAGUCAAACCAUCCGACCCAUGCCAGCAUUGGAAAGCAGAUGUUAAACGAUGACGAUGAUGAUGACAGACCAGUGAUCCCAAUCAAUCACAUUCCAAUUAGCAAAUUCAAAAGAUCAAACUUCAAAUCCAAUUUACUCUCUUCUGAAUCAUGAAAUAAAUU
Messenger RNA from Octopus sinensis (East Asian common octopus), 2146 nucleotides. RefSeq names its product ciliogenesis and planar polarity effector 2. The record is from RefSeq and is a predicted model, not a curated record. The coding region runs from base 147 to 920 and encodes 257 amino acids. NCBI's taxonomy places the organism in Eukaryota, Metazoa, Mollusca, Cephalopoda, Octopoda, Octopodidae. Gene Ontology annotation, molecular function: GTPase activity; GTP binding. The transcript is spliced from 7 exons.